This is a messenger RNA of Chaetomium strumarium, 351 nucleotides long. RefSeq lists its product as uncharacterized. The coding region runs from base 1 to 351 and encodes 116 amino acids. The transcript has 4 exons. The record is from RefSeq and is a predicted model, not a curated record. Lineage: Eukaryota; Fungi; Ascomycota; Sordariomycetes; Sordariales; Chaetomiaceae.
AUGAAUACCGUCAAGUCCUUUUGGCUGGGCUGGGGCUCUCUGUGUGCCGCCGGUGGCGUGGCAUACUACGUCGCGAAGCGCAACAUCAACGCAGAUCGUCAAUCCCGGCUAGAGGAACAACGGAGGAGGAAGGCGGUUGCCGACUCGCUCGAGCACUCCCAAAACAUUGCGAGUAGAGGAUAUGACGAGCCAGCGCGAACGGACAUGGCGUACUCGCCGAGCCAGGAGUCGAGUAGCGACCCAGCACCGACACGACACGCACCCGUUACUGAGCAACAAAGGAUAGUAGAGAAGAGCAAGUACGAGAGCAGCCAGCCGUUCCGGAGUCCGAAAGGGGAUCGUUUUUCUUGA